AUCACGAGUCCCACAUACAAGUAUACACAAUAUACGUGUGGCAUGGUGUGUACGUAUACAUGCCUCUUCCUUCGACUUGAGUCGACAGCCCCUCUCUGCUGCAGCUUUUAAUAAUACGUAUGAUCAUGUGUACAUGGUAUACAGCAUCGGAAUAGUCACAACUCGAUUUUUAUAUUCCCUUUGCUUUCUCGCUCAAAUCACACACGUUAAUUUUUUUUUCUUCUUUUUUUUUUCCACCUUUCAAUAAAAUAAAAUGAAAAUACUCGCGCCACGAAUGACAAUAAUCAAAGAGUGCAUAUAAAACAUCGAAGAAGAAGAAGAAGAAACAAACGCAGAGAAGACCGAAGCAAAUCGUUGGCUUAUAAAUAACCACACGGCGAUUGAAAAAUGAGGGCAAAAAUCGGUAGCUGUUCAUACUAGCUUAUAAUGCCAAUACGGUGCUCCACGUAGACGUCAGUGAAUCGCAGUGGAUAUACAAUAAUGACAUAACUGUUUCCUCCUCCGAAGGGACGACGGGGGCAUGCACACACGUGGAAAAUUGUUAUGUCCUCGAUAUCUUGAUUCCGCGUCCAUACGUGGGUAUACAUAAAUAUUGUCCCUCGUACAGUAUGGGAUGAAAUAUAUGAUGAGCCGCCGAUUUGAGAGAAACCAUCAUCACCCACACGAUGUACCGCCGAUAGAAGUUGUUGUUAUACUACUACUACCUCCUCAGGAGCAGUGCAAAAACCAAGGGGAAACGAAAAAACACCAAGGAAUAAUGCACGCAGGCCGGCGUUAAUUAUAAUGAGAACUAAAUCGGUUGGUCUUUGCAGUGAGAGUCGGCAAGGAACGGCAAGGCUGACAGCCGCAACGCUGUUGCUCAUUGCGAUCUACCUGAUGACGAUGACGACGAUUUUCUACAGAAGCAGCGAUGCUGCGCCCGUGCUACAGACGACCGAGAGCCACGAUUCCAUGGAACAGCCGGACAAUCCUGAGCCCAGCGACGAGUCACCGGUUUUCGAGCAAACUGCCUCCAACGUUUCGGCCUUUGAAGGGCAAACCGUCUACCUGCCCUGCCGAGUAUCCGGCCUUGCCGACAAAGUCGUUUCGUGGAUGAGAAGCAGGGACCUGCACAUCCUGACGUCCGGCGAGUACACCUUCAGUUCGGACGACCGUUUCAAGCUGCAGCACCUGCCCGGCAGCGACGCCUGGACGCUGCAGCUGGACCGCGUCAAGAAACCGGACGCCGGCCGGUACGAGUGCCAAGUCAACACCGAGCCGAAAAUCAUGUACGCCGUCCAGUUGACGGUCCGAGACCCCAACAAGCCUGAAGGUUACGACGAACCACAUUCCCAACAGAUCCACUUGAGCUACGAAACUACGGCCCCCGUAGCGGCGAUAAUGGGACCGCGGGAGCAAACAGUAGCGCCCGGCUCGACCAUCACCCUUAGGUGCGUGAUAAACUCGCCGUACCAGACUCGGCCGAUCAGAGGGGUCCAGUGGCUCCGCGACAACAAACUACUCACAUUCCAAGCAGCCCGAGGUGGCAUAAACGUGGAAACGGUCACGGGUAUGGCCCAAACCUUCAGCGAGGCGACACUUGCCAAUGUGACGGGACACGACAGCGGCAAGUACUCUUGUAGACCGUCGGAGGGUAAGAGCGACACCAUUUUCGUCAACGUCCAAGACUCGACGACUUCAUCGUUGGGCAUUGGUGAUCGUACAGAGGCCAUGCAGCACGACGCGCCCUACACUUCUCUCGCCGUGGCUCUACGCCCGUGUCUUGCCUCGUUGCACGUGAUUUUUAAUUUUCUUUUUAUCAAUUAUCGAGGCAAUAAAUUUUAGACUCAGUAUUACAAGCUUGUCAAUGCGAGGACGAACGAGUCAUCACGCGGGAAACAAAUGCAAUUUACCGAAUCUGCUCCCAUACGAUUGAACAAUGGUGAUUCCAUCAACCAUUCAAUUAUUUCUUCCACGUGUGUGACCUACGACUUGGUUUUUGUUCAGUAUCAAAUGGUUAUUUAUUUAUUUGUAUCAAAGAGGUACACAUGACUAGCAAAUAACGUUUUUAUUUCAAUACUCCUCUCGCGUUGAUGUAUAUCCGUGUCUUGUUUGGGAGGUAAUUAUAUUAUGUAUGAGAUGCUUAUAUCGAAAUGAUAAUAUAUAUAUGCGCAACAAAUAGUAAUCAUACACUUUAUUAAAGUACAAACAAUCGAAAUAGAGUUGUGAUUUCUACAACAAAGUAGGGAUAGAUAUAAUAUAUUUGUAUACGAAAUAAAUUAUAACGUCAAAUGAAAAUACAAUUGUAUUAUCAUUCGUAAUAACUCAUGUAUAAGUAUAUAAACUUAUCGUAAAAAUAUCAAAAGAGAGAAACAAAAAGUCAAUCAUUUGUGUACGUAUAUCGUUGUUUUUAUCAAUAAUUAUUUAACGAGCCUAAUUAAAGACAAUGUAUACCCUAAUUGACUGUUUCAUGGAAACAGCUGCUACUAGCAUAUUUUUUUUUUUCAUAUAUUUUUAUUCGUAAAACGUCAUUUUUGUUAUACAUUAUGCACAAAUAAGCAUACAAU
Molecule: messenger RNA, 2546 nt
Organism: Copidosoma floridanum
Lineage: Eukaryota; Metazoa; Arthropoda; Insecta; Hymenoptera; Encyrtidae
Product: zwei Ig domain protein zig-8
Biological process (GO): synapse organization
Cellular component (GO): neuron projection membrane
Source: RefSeq, a predicted model, not a curated record